ACUGCGGUAGCCGUGGGAAUUUUAGCCGCGGAUAAGCUUAUCCGCGGUUGUUGUUGCGGUCAACGGUGACGGAUGCCGCGCCAGUCCCUAAUGCAGAUAGAGAUCAUGAGAUUGAAGGACGGGAUCAUAAGACAGCACAGAAUCGAAGAUAACAAUUCAGUAGGAAGAAGUACAAUGUUAAGUUACAAACUGCUCACAAAGAGCAAAGAGUUCCAAAAAAUUGUCCAAAUACAGCAGAUCCAGAGUAGUCUGAAUCGAGUUACAUUAGUACAACGAAAGAUGACUGACGUGUCGCAAAUUGCACUAAAGGGCGGGUCAUCUCUCCAGUCAGUCUUAUUGCCUCUCAGCAAAUCCGCCGGUACAUAUCCUAUCCAUGCUCUCUCGCUCUCGACUUAGUCUAAGUUGGGUCCACCCCAUACGCCAAAACGACGCAUGAAGCAGUGAUACUCCGUAUGCAUACUUUGUGGGGUACACACAUAAGAGUUAUAACCGUGCCCACCAUUGAUUUGAUGGACACGAGACCAGCGAGCGCUUUUUCAAGACACUCGUGGUUUGCAUGCAAGGGUGCGAGAGACGAAUAGUGCAUGGAUACGAAAACGCAGUGAAAAUUCACAUUGUCUUCUAAGUUCUCUAAAGCAGCACGUGCGAUAGAAGGCCUUCCCUCACGGGAUAAAGGCCAGUGGACGCCGUGCGGAAGUGAGAGACAGACCAACGGAAAGAACAACCCACCCAAUCCCUGCUACGCAUCUCAAAGCAAUCAACCGUCUUCCUCGCCCAUAAAGUGGGGUCUUUGGUCAAUCCGGGGUAAUAGACUCAGUGAGAGCCUAAGCCGCGCGGCUCUGCAGAAUUGCUUGGUUUACUGGUACGCAACGCGGUACGAUGGUGUUCGGACCCAUCUAGAGUCGAUCAACCGGGAUUAGAAUACUCAGACCUUGGCCCGCUCGCAAGGAGAGGCGAGCAACACAUAAUGCACCGUAACCCUGUGUAUGACGAGCAUUGCGACCUUGGAUCUGCUGCGU
Fomitiporia mediterranea MF3/22 is the source of this 1019-nucleotide messenger RNA. RefSeq lists its product as uncharacterized. The record is from RefSeq and is a predicted model, not a curated record. The transcript has a single exon. Bases 73 to 396 code for a protein of 107 amino acids. NCBI's taxonomy places the organism in Eukaryota, Fungi, Basidiomycota, Agaricomycetes, Hymenochaetales, Hymenochaetaceae.